Molecule: messenger RNA, 1328 nt
Organism: Fragaria vesca subsp. vesca
Lineage: Eukaryota; Viridiplantae; Streptophyta; Magnoliopsida; Rosales; Rosaceae
Product: zinc transporter 11-like
Exons: 3
Coding region: 34-1047 (337 amino acids)
Biological process (GO): zinc ion transmembrane transport
Cellular component (GO): membrane
Molecular function (GO): zinc ion transmembrane transporter activity
Source: RefSeq, a predicted model, not a curated record
CUCUCCCAUGUCCACAUUAACCUCCCACCCACAAUGCCUCGUUCACUUCUCCUCCUCCUCAUCCUCCUCUCCCUCGCCGUCGCCGCCUCCGCCCACAGCGGCCACGGCGACGAAGACGAGGAGCCAACUGCAGCAGAAAGCAACAACCUCCGAGCUAGGCCUCUGAUUCUGACAAAGAUCUGGUGUUUGAUAGUUAUCUUUUUCGGGACAUUCAUCCCUGGAGUUUCGCCUUACUUCUUGGAAUGGAAUCAGGGUUUCUUGGUUCUUGGGACCCAGUUUGCUGGAGGCGUGUUUCUCGGGACAGCUUUGAUGCAUUUUCUGAGUGAUGCUGAUGAGACUUUUAAGGACUUGACUGAGAAAGUGUACCCUUUUGCCUUCAUGUUGGCUUGUGCUGGGUUCUUGAUGACAAUGCUAGCUGAUUGUGUCAUUUCCUAUGUGUUUUCCAAGAAGAGGGAUGGUGGCUCUGUUUCUGAUCUUGAGACUCAAGGGAGUGUUGAACAUGAACAAGGCGUAACAGCAUCACAGUUCCAGAGUCAUAACCACUUUGUAAAUGCAUCUGUCGCAAAUGUAAGUUCACUUGGGGAUAGUGUCUUGUUGAUUGUAGCCUUGUGUUUCCACUCAGUCUUUGAGGGCAUUGCGAUUGGAGUUACUGAGACUAAAGCUGAUGCUUGGAAAGCCUUAUGGACGAUUUCUCUGCACAAGGUAUUUGCAGCCAUUGCAAUGGGAAUUGCUCUUCUUCGUAUGAUGCCUAACCGUCCCUUCCUAUCAUGCGCUGCCUAUGCUUUUGCAUUUGCUUCUUCAAGUCCUAUUGGUGUGGCCAUUGGAAUCAUAAUAGACGCAACAACCCAAGGUGCUGUGGCAGAUUGGAUAUUUGCUAUUUCAAUGGGUCUGGCAUGUGGAGUGUUUAUCUAUGUAGCUGUAAACCAUUUGUUGGCCAAGGGUUACACACCUGAUAAGCCAGUUUCUCUGGACAAAUCCCAUUACAAGUUUUUGGCAGUGUUGUUAGGUGUUGGCGUUAUAGCUGUUGUGAUGAUCUGGGACACUUGAAGACAUGCCAAAGGUUGUGCCUUUACCAUUUUAGAUUCUUUGUGAAAGAAUGCAUAAUGAUGCGUAUAUUGCAUGCAGCUUUUUGGGAAGUAGUAGGGCCUAGGGUCAUAGGUAAACUGGUUUGUUUGUAUAAAUUUCGUAAAGUUAUUAGUUCAGGCUACAAGAUUGCUAUCAUUCCCAAUAUAGUGAAACUUUUACACCAUUUCUCCUGAUUUGAAUUUUUCAUUGUUAAGUUGUGAGGUUUGUUUGGCUUGACAAUCAACUGGGUGAACAUCAUGUUA